Molecule: messenger RNA, 5722 nt
Organism: Silurus meridionalis
Lineage: Eukaryota; Metazoa; Chordata; Actinopteri; Siluriformes; Siluridae
Gene: fhdc1
Product: FH2 domain containing 1
Exons: 12
Coding region: 1598-5074 (1158 amino acids)
Source: RefSeq, a predicted model, not a curated record
UCCUCCAGACUGAGAGGUUCAGAGCACAGAGCUCAACUCCCACAGCUCAGUGUAAUGAUGCUCUCAGGGAUGGAUUUCAUCUCUCACAGCUUAAUACACAAACAUCAGCUGCGGUGAGUCGGGGCUUUACUCUGGCAGAGCUCCUGCAAGCUCGUGUUGUUGUUUAGUGUUUGGUGUCAUGGCAGUGUGACGAGUUCGUCUCAUGAGGCCGUGUACCAGGACAACUCGGCUUUAUGUAAACACACUUUAGUUGUUCUGUUGUUUGACAAUGAAAAGCUAAUAAUCACCUGAGGGUGAAGGAGAAACUGGAUCUAUGUGCUACUCCUGCUGUAGGAGUCUGAGAGCUUCAUUCACCAUCACCACUGCAGCUGUGUUCCUGCUUCAGCCCUACAGUGGUGUUUAACAGAGACCCCAGCCUGACCCUUCACGUCUAGACAGACGGGAAACAUGUACGAUAGUAAGGCUCGAGCCUGCCUUGGUUUUUGGGACAUGAAAAAGUGGGCGUGGCUUUAAUUUUACUGUAAAAACAAGUGCUGCGCGAAAAAAAACGUCACUAGUUCAUUAUUCUUGAUUGUUUCUAGAUACAGACUGCUAAAAGAUGCAUCAAAUCUCUAAUAGAACUUUAAUGAAUUAUUAUAAUGAUACUAUUCAUAAUCAGUGGGAAAUGUAAGGAGUGUGUGUGCAGCCUUUUCACCGCUCAGCGUUUUCAGAACGUCUUUCACACGUGCCUCAGCGAAUCAAAAACAUUAAUGUCACAUCCAGCGGAUCCUGAAUACGCCUCACUUCUGAGAUUAGAUCAGAUCUUUUUUUGGGGACAGUCUUCAGGACACUUUACCUGUCAAUCUGGCAGAUGCGGCAGUGACGAAGGUAAAGGAAUUUUUCAGGAUAAACACCACAACAUCGGCUUUCUGGGGAAGCUCUGGCCCAGACGUCUAGACAUUGCAGUAUCAGAUCCCCACACUUGACCAUUUCUCCUGCUUUUGCUGGAGAACUGUUUGUUCACCUGCUGUAUAAUUAGCUCCGCCCCUUUACAUGUGUGAAGAGAGCUGUUUUGAAGAAUGAAAGCCGAUGGAAUUCCCACCCCAGUGGUUUCAGUCUGCAGAAGAUCAGCCGCGUUCUGGACCCUCAACCCCGUUAGAACGAGUUUUUCAGUUAAAUCUCAUUUCAUCUCAUCAUCCACAUGAACUACUUCUGCAACAAGUGCGUGACAUUGCAGCAAGGACAAUGCUGAGGACAGCUCUACGACGCUGAGCCCUGACCUGUAGACUGCUGACCCUGGAUCAUGAAGCUGCAGCAGAGCAUUCUGGGUCACAGUGGUGGUGGUAGUGAGGAGAGACGUAUGUGUAUAAGAACUGAUUCCUGAGGAGAAGAGAAGCAUUAAAUACAUCUAUAUUGUGUAUAAAAACUCUUCUGGUGUUGGACAGAAGUUAAAUCAUCAUUUUGUGUUUAAAUCUUAAGGAAUGGAAAAUGUUUAUAAUAUUUAAUAAAUUAUCUCAGAGCCUUCAGUCAGUCAGGGUUCCUUUAAGCUUCUCCUACAAGCUGCCCAUUCAGGACUGGCUUGGGCUCCGACGCCCUCUGUGACCCCGUGACCCCCACCAUGGCCAGUGGGACAGCAUCAGCUGACCCAACAAAAGUGAGCCUCAUCCCUGAAGCUCCUUCCUCUCCAGAACCUUCCGCAUCCUGUGAACCAGACUCCAAACCCAAACAAAGAUCCCACCUGAACCUUUUGACUAAAGCUUCAACUGUUCCACCACCUCCACCCCUGCCUCCUCCACUUCCACCCCAGGAACACACCAUGCUCGGUCCUCCGCACGGCUCACGCAAGAAACGCAGAGUCCGCAGCUUCUACUGGAAGCCCAUUCCGGAGGAGAAGGUCCGCGGCAAACCCAACAUCUGGACGCUGGCCGUGAGACAGCAGCACUACCAGAUCGAUGUGAGAAGCGUGGAAGAGCUGUUUGGUCAGCAGGAGGAGGCACGUUCACAGACCUCCACCCGCAGUCCCCGAAUAGGAACGAGCAGAGGUUCCUUCAAGGAGAGCAAAGACGAAAUCAGCAUUUUAGGCUCAAAAAGAGGAAUGAACAUGGGCAUUUUCCUCAAACAGUUUAAGAAGUGUAAUCAGGCUUUAGUGGAAGACGUGCGUCUGGGGAACAGUACACAGUUUGGACUGGAGCCUCUGAAAGAGCUGCUCAAACUGUUGCCUGAGGAGGAAGAGAUCAGAAAGUUGAGGGAAUUUAAAGGAGAUCCAGCGAAGCUCACCAUGGUGGAUUCCUUCAUGUUUCUGUUGAUCCAAGUACCCCGUUUUGAUGUGCGAAUUGAGGCCAUGGUCUUGCAGGAGGAGUUUUCUCCAUCUUGUUCAGCAAUGAGUCGAGAGCUUAAUGUUGUACGCUUGGCCACAGAAGAGUUAAUGAUGUGUGAGGAUCUUCACGCCGUCCUGCACCUCGUCCUACAAGCUGGAAACAUCAUGAACCAGGGAGGUUAUGCAGGAAAUGCUGUGGGCUUCAAGCUCUCUUCACUCCUCUCACUAGCAGAUACCAAAGCCAACAAGCCAGGCAUGAACCUGCUGCAUUUCGUGGCCUUGGAAGCACAGAAGAAAGAUGAAAAUCUUCUAAAGUUUCCAGAGAAGCUAACGCAUGUACAGAGUGCUGCAAGGAUCUCGGUGGAAAGCAUUGAAGCAGAAAUCUCCUCACUCAGCGUCAGGAUGCAGGUUCUGGAGCAGAAGAUUCAGGAUGACGCUGAGCUGCUUUUACAAUUCAAUCCAUUUAUGCAGAGUUCGACACAAACUCUUCAGAACCUGAAACAGUGCGGGCUGGACCUGCGAAAGGAGGGCAACGUUCUUAUCGAUUUCUUCUGUGAAGACAAAGACACGUUCAAGCUCGACGAGUGCUUCAGGCUCUUUCAAGACUUCUGUCUCAAGUUUAAGAAAGCCGUGAAGGAUAAUCUAGAACGAGAGCUGAAGGAAGCUGCCAGGCAGCAGCGUCUCCGUGAGCUGGAAGAAAGGCGCAUCGCUUGGGCCGCUGCCAGCGCGGAUCUGAGCGGUAGCGGAAAUUUCGGUCGCAGCAGCAGUGAAAAUGACGUGGAUGUUCUCAACAAAGAUGGCCUUCUAGACUUCUUGAUGCAUCCCCGACCUCACAGUCCCCACAGCCCAUUGGGACGUUCUGCAAGCGCCCGCCGUUACCGCCACACAACUACAGAGCGCAACCUCCGUGGCUUCCUGGAGGUGUUUAAUGACAUUCCCAAAGCAGACAUCAAUAAAUUUAGCAGCCUUCCACGUUCAGGACGUCCUCAUCAAAGAAGGACUAUAGCCUGGAUGACCACAGCAGAUGACAACAGAGAGCUGGGGCCUCAAAACAAACUCGGUUAUGAAAACCUGGCAACUUCCCCACAGGCACAGACUGAACCAAUCAGCCCCCUGGCUAGAUACUCGGUGUCGGGCUACAUUAGGGACAUUGAUGUUUACAGUAAUAAUAAUUAUGCAGGUCAAAACAGGAACUGGGUGGAGAAAUCUCAAGAUAUAUCACACAUGAACAACAGAAUAGAAAAACACACGCUGAUAUCUGGGCCUCAGGCCUUUGAGCUGUCGAAUGCUAAUGACAAUAAUAAUAGCAGUUAUUCACCACUGGAUAACCAAGGAGUUACUGCAGAGGUAGAGAAGGAAAGGGACCCUACAAAAAAAACAACUUUCCCAGACACCCCUCCAUCUAGUAGGGGAUCUGAAGAAGCACCACAUUCUGGAGCAGUGUACGACACCCACAUGACUUCUCCCCAGAGAGAGGAGGAAGAGGAAAACAGCACGGUCUCCUCGACAACAUGUGACACGCCUUUGCCUCUUGACCCCUCAUCCAAUAAAAAAGCUAUUCUCUACGUACUGGACUGCACUGAAACGGAUUGUUCUGUUAUGUUGGACUUCUCGGAACUUGAAACUCCCCCUGUCUUCAAAGAAGAAUCACAACUUGACAUCAAGCCCCAGGACAGCAACUUCCAAAGUCUUCUUCAAGACCCUAGUUCUCUUUCUUCCAACUUUGCAUCUUUGUCCACCAAUGAUCCAUCUGUUUCUGUCGAAGAACCAUUUGAUGCAAAACCGGCAGAAGAGCUCCCAGUUACUCCAUCUGUUACUAGAGACGAGGCAGAAAGUAACAACGUUGACAUGGCGAAAAGUAAAAAGGGUGGUGAGAAGGCAGUGCAGAUGGGUAGCUCCAAACCAACCAACCUAAAAAAGGUAUUGUCUAAACCCGCUGGCACUCGAAUAGGACGUCCUGCAAGAACCCUUACACCAACCGAGACCAGACACUUGCGCAAAGUGGUGCCAAUCACCAAGGCGAGCCGUUCUGGCAGCAGUGUUAAGAGAGUAGAGAAAUCUUUGGAGCUUGAGAAGGCAGCAUCAAGACGUCCACUACGUGACCAGAGCAUGCCAGCAAGAAAAGGUGAUCGGCAGAGUAGAGCUGCUCGCCAUUCUAGCGUUCCUCUAGAGUCUAAGGCGGAAAGAGGAACAACCGCAAGUGUUGUAGCUUCUCAGUGGGCUCGAGAUCCCACUCCACACAGGCCUUCCAUAAAGAAACCGACUGCCAAACCUGUCCGCAAUAUCCCCAAACCUCCAGCAGAAGAGAAAAUGUGUCGCUCUACCAUGAGAGCUUUAGCACAGGCUCAGGCUGUUUUGGAUGCCAGUUCUCCUCAAACACCAACCCAUGCCCGGAAGUCUGCUUCACCUCUGCCGAGCUUUGCUCGCAACACUGUUGCUUUCUCUUCCAGAACCAAAAAAGACAUGGCAACGCAGCCUGCGCCAAGGACUCCACUGAAGAGCUCAACCUUAUCGAGAACUUCCUCACUGAAGGCGCCUUCUGGCAGUAGGACAAACUCUGUAUCUAGUGGACACUCAGCCCAAGGCGAGGAGAAACCAGGUGGAUCUUUAAGGAGGGUUCAGACUGUCUGGGCUUCUGGUCGAAACACUUUACGGAGUGACACACCUACACCACAGACUGGGCAGGAGCAACCACGAAAGAGUAGCAGUUUCUCCGAGAAAUCCUUCCUGCUAAAAGACUCCCCAACUGGCAAAGUUCUCAAGCCUGUUUGGAAGUAGAACUGAUAGACAAAAAAGGCAAUACAAUUUCACACACACAGAUUUUUAUUUUAUUCAUCAUCUAAGACGUAUCUGAAUGUAUCUAAAGCCUUUGACAUGUAGCUGAAGUUCUACGUAUUGAGCUAGUGUUCCAGAAGAGACUAGCUGCUGUCAAUAUUUGACAACUCAUUCUAGUGGUAGCACUUCAUCCAUAAAAGGAUGUUAACGAUGGCCUUUUAAACAGCAGACAUUCAAUGUUGCAUCACCUUCACACACUUUGAUCUCCUUUUCAAAGAUGGAGCCACUUUGAUUUGUUAUAUAACGUACUUCCUGCGACGUCACAUUAUCGUACGGCAUGUUUUUAAAAUCGCAAACGUAGCGCGAAAUACACGUGAGCGAAAUCAGGACCAGACACUCUGGUCAGGAGAGUCUUCUGGAUUCCCUGAGCUAAUGCACCUGAGAAACCUGGUUCAGUAUUUGUAGUUCAGGUUCAGGAUCAAGCUUUUCUACUGAACGAUGAGACCCAGUGCUGAGCUGGGACAAGUGGGCGGAGUUAAAAAAAGAAUACUGUCACACACUGUUGCUAUGACUACUACAACUGCACUAACGCAAUGAACCACAGACGAAUCACUUUCAGUUUAAUUAAACCACUGAUGAUGUUCAACAUAA